Molecule: messenger RNA, 591 nt
Organism: Tinamus guttatus (white-throated tinamou)
Lineage: Eukaryota; Metazoa; Chordata; Aves; Tinamiformes; Tinamidae
Source: RefSeq, a predicted model, not a curated record
AUGGCCACGGGGGCACCAUGGGGCCCCGUCCCCAGCCGAUGCCACCUGGGGCGGGCGGCCGUCCAGAGGGUGACGCUGCUGCCGGGGCCCCCGGGCCACCAGGGCAUGUGUCCCCAGGAGAGCGUGUACUGCGAGAACAAGUGCGGGGCGCGCAUGAUGCGGCGCCUGCUGCCCCAGCACGCGCUGGCCGAGUGCCCCAAGCGCACCCAGCCCUGCGCCUACUGUGCCAAGGAGUUCGUGUUCGACACCAUCCAGAGCAGCCACCUCUCCGUCUACAUCCGCGUGCUGCCGGGCGACUACGACAACCUGCUGGAGUGGCCCUUCUCCUACCGCGUCACCUUCUCGCUGCUGGACCAGAGCGACCCAUCGCUCUCCAAGCCCCAGCACGUCACCGAGACCUUCCACCCCGACCCCAACUGGAAGAACUUCCAGAAGCCGGGAGCGUCGCGCAGCUCCCUGGACGAGAGCACGCUGGGCUUCGGCUACCCCAAGUUCAUCUCCCACGAGGACAUCCGCAAGCGCAACUACGUGCGGGACAACGCCAUCUUCAUCCGCGCCUCCGUGGAGAUCCCCCGCAAGAUCCUGUCCUGA